GCGGCAGGCGUUGAAAAGACAAGUGACGACGUGUGAGAGUUGAUUGCUUCGACGCUCACUUCACUUCACUUCACUUCUUGUGUGAAUGCAGGUAGCCGCGACUGACUGCGCACGCACGCACUUCGACUUUUUAUCCAUCUCAUCCUCGACUUCCUCCUCCAAACGCCACACAUUAUUCCACAUUGCGCAUCAAAACACCAAACAUCAUCAUGCCCCCAAAGAAGAAAUCAGCAUGGAUCAGCAAUCGAGAGCUCAAACAGAUGACAGCCAAUGUCGUGGGGCCGCUUCCAGUUCCCACUCUGCAAUAUGACUACGGCGACAAACUCGACCCUCAGUUGUUCUACUCAUGGCAAGGCGAGCAUACCGAGCCGCCUAUUUGGUUCGAGCGCCCGAUCUACAAGAACCCCAAUCUUCAAGCAACCAUCCAACGCUGGCAGGAACAAGUGCCUGUCGAACCAAAGCCCUUUGGCGCAACAUCAAGUCACAUGCAGGCAUCGCUUGUUCGCAAGGGGUCCUCCAACUUCUCGUUCAGUGUGCCUAGGCAUCUUUCUGCCUCGGGUCAGCUCUACUUUCUGCCCCCCAAGCAUGACGAGAAGCUCAUGGGAGAACUGGUUCCUCGCGCAUGGGUACCCCAGGUAUUCGAGCAUGGCCAGAACCUGCAGUCGUUCUGGCAGCAGCAACUGAACGGGCCUCCUAAACCACAGGACGAGUCUGAUUUCGGGGAUCGACGUCCAUUCUGGGAUCGCUAUCUCGUCAAUCACGCUGCAGUCCAGCUCUUCCCGAAGCAGCCAGAGCACGAGAAAUGCGACACAAGCCAAGACACACCCCAAGACAAAGAAGCGCGCGAGAACGACCGUGGUAGCCAGGGCUGGACCAACCAAUACCUCCAAAACCCCAACGGAUUCAUGAUGGCCCGCUUUGCACGAAAGGCUGGUGGCCAGGACAAGGGUAGAAAGCAGCGAGAUGACGAACCACCUAAGGAACCGUCGUUCAUCGGCGAGGAACCCAUGAUCGACAACACCAUCAAGCCUGUACUCAGUCUAUUCAUUCGCAUGGCUGAGCUCUGCGACAUCCCCCAGAUGACGGACAUUUACAACCACUAUGUCCUGAACAGCGUGUGCACUCCGGAAUUGGUGCCCAUCACUAUUGAGAACAUGAAGGCCCGAUGGGAAAGCUCUCGAAGCAACCACCUGCCAUUCCUGGUCGCCUGCUCGCCUAUCGGAUAUGGUGGCAGGAAUCGUUACAAGGAUCGAGCUUGUAUCGACACGGUUCUGGGCUUCGCUUCCGCAGACGAUGUAUGCGGCUCGAGAACGGCAAUGCGCUUUACUGUUGAAGUCGGCAUGUUCGUCAGCGCGGCUCGCAAGUCUACACGCUCAGGUGUCAGCAAAUGCCUCAUGGACAAGCUCCUCGGGCUGUUGGAUCAGUUCUACAUCGAGCGCGGUGGCUACGAAAUCGAUGACAAGAUUGGACUCGGUACUCAACGUCUUGUGUCGCGCAUCAUGAUCAACUUGAUGCACUCGGAACUCGAAGGCAACAAGAAGUGGGUAGCUCCAUAUCUCGAGUCCUGGGGGUUCAAGGAGAAGACCAUGUUGGACGGCUUCAGCUACAAGCUAAACCAAAUCGUGGACAACACCAUCUUUUACAGAACUACUGGACUGGUGAUUGUUCCCACCAACCCACCAAUUCCUCCUCCUGCUGAGUGAAGCACUUACUCCCGAGCUGUACUCAUGCCAUGACUUGCACGUUUUCACGACAAAUUCGAAGAAAGAAAGAGCACGAAGAACCAUACACUACCGAGGACGGCGAAGAAGCAUACACUACCAAGGACGGCGAAGCGCCACAAUACUGCUGGAAAACGACAUGGGAGGGCUAUCUGAUCGCUCUCACGAUAGGAAAGUUCAUCGCUUUGUGUUAUGGCGAAAGGAAUCAGGUAGAUCAAUACCAGGCGAAGAGAUAAUGC
Messenger RNA from Aureobasidium pullulans EXF-150, 1960 nucleotides. RefSeq lists its product as uncharacterized. The record is from RefSeq and is a predicted model, not a curated record. NCBI's taxonomy places the organism in Eukaryota, Fungi, Ascomycota, Dothideomycetes, Dothideales, Saccotheciaceae. The transcript has 2 exons. Bases 210 to 1703 code for a protein of 497 amino acids.